Molecule: messenger RNA, 225 nt
Organism: Trichoderma asperellum CBS 433.97
Lineage: Eukaryota; Fungi; Ascomycota; Sordariomycetes; Hypocreales; Hypocreaceae
Source: RefSeq, a predicted model, not a curated record
AUGCCCUCUGAUAUUGACGCUGGAUCUGACGCUCCCAGCGAGCCCCUUCACUCAAACAAACCCGAGCACUCUCAGGCUCCGGAGGGCUCUGACACUUCUGUUGGAGGCAACCUCAAAAAGCCCUGGCGCGAGCUUCCAGAGUUCAAGUCUGCCGAGGACAAUGUCCAGGUCAGCAACGUCCGGGACAUGCGCCUCUUUGGCAACAAUAUGAACGCACAUUCUUGA